This is a messenger RNA of Procambarus clarkii (red swamp crayfish), 504 nucleotides long. Lineage: Eukaryota; Metazoa; Arthropoda; Malacostraca; Decapoda; Cambaridae. The record is from RefSeq and is a predicted model, not a curated record.
AUGACACCCGUUCCACCCCAAGGGCCCUCAACAGGCACCCGUUCCACCCCAAGGGCCCUCAACAGGCACCCGUUCCACCCCAAGGGCCCUCAACAGGCACCCGUUCCACCCAAGGGCCCUCAACAGGCACCCGUUCCACCCCAAGGGCCCUCAACAGGCACCCGUUCCACCCCAAGGGCCCUCAACAGGCACCCGUUCCACCCCAAGGGCCCUCAACAGGCACCCGUUCCACCCCAAGGGCCCUCAACAGGCACCCGUUCCACCCCAAGGGCCCUCAACAGGCACCCGUUCCACCCCAAGGGCCCUCAACAGGCACCCGUUCCACCCCAAGGGCCCUCAAAACGCACCCGUUCCACCCCAAGGGCCCUCAACAGGCACCCGUUCCACCCCAAGGGCCCUCAACAGGCACCCGUUCCACCCCAAGGGCUCUCAACAGGCACCCGUUUCACCCCAAGUGCUCUCAACACACACCUGUCACACAUGGAACCAACCCAUAAAACUUGA